Wasmannia auropunctata (little fire ant) is the source of this 3292-nucleotide messenger RNA. RefSeq names its product pyruvate dehydrogenase phosphatase regulatory subunit, mitochondrial. NCBI's taxonomy places the organism in Eukaryota, Metazoa, Arthropoda, Insecta, Hymenoptera, Formicidae. Bases 521 to 3202 code for a protein of 893 amino acids. The transcript is spliced from 14 exons. Gene Ontology annotation, cellular component: mitochondrion; mitochondrial matrix; cytoplasm. The record is from RefSeq and is a predicted model, not a curated record. Gene Ontology annotation, molecular function: protein binding; oxidoreductase activity.
UAGAAAUAUUAUAUCGUAUAUAUUAACAGGCGGAUAUCAACAACAUAUAUACGCGCACGUAUAUAUGUUUUCGCAUUUUGUUUCUCCUCAGUCCACAUAAUAAACUUUGCUUUUCAGCUCUAAUCGCGCAGUGUGUGUGCAAAGUGCUCCUUUAACCUUUAAGUGUAGAAAGUGCAAGAUGCAGCUGAUGCAGGUGGCAACUUGUCAACAAUAACCAUAACCUAUUUUGCUGUUGCUUGUUAUAUUAUUUUUAUCGUAAUACAUCAAUUUGUUGCAAAAACAGCAAAAAUAAUAUAACACGAAGAGACGAAGUCUAAAUGUAAAAGUGUGCGACAUAAUAAACGAGACUCUACGAGUUGGAAACAUUCUUUACAAAGAAAAAAUUAUUGCCGCUCAAAGACCAAAAGAUGCUUGGCUGCGCAAAAACCGCAUUUAUUGCAUUUUUCACAAUUUGAAGAAAAUAAUAGGAUAUAACGUAAAUUAAUAGAGAGGCGUAUAUUUAGAAUCUUAUCCGAUUAAAAUGUGGAAACAGUCUAAACUGUUGUACAACAGAUGCGCGGUGCAGGGAAGGAAAGCUCUCUUUCGCAAUUACAAAACGGAAGAAGCGGCCUCGAAAGUGGCGUCGGAGGAUUCGGAAUGUGCACUUCCCAAGGAAGCACGGGUUGUUAUAUGCGGGGGUGGAGUUAUGGGUGGUGCUGUGGCGUACCACUUGUCCCUCAUGGGACUGGGACCGGAGACUAUUUUGGUCGAAAGCGGCAGACUAGGGGGUGGAACGACAUGGCACGCAUCAGGAUUAGUAGGGGCCUUCAAGCCCAGUCUGGCGCAAGUGAAACUUGCUCAGGAUAGCAUCGCUUUGUACAAAGAGUUGGAGAAGAAAGGACUCUCGACAGGAUGGAAGCAAUGCGGCAGCCUUUCCUUGGCACGAACGCGAGACCGCAUGACGUCGUUCAGGCGAAUGAAGGCACAAUCUGUGUCACGAGAUAUCGACUGCCAUUUGGUUUCACCAGAGGAAAUUCGAGAUCUGUGUCCAUUGCUACACGUCGAGGAUCUGAUUGGAGGAUUGUGGAUUCCAGAAGACGGCGUCGGUGAUCCGUAUCAAAUCUGUUUGACAUUGAUGCAAGAGGCACAACAAAGAGGUGUUACAGUAUUCGAAAACUGCGCGGUUACUAAAGUUAUCAAUCAGAAUGGCCAGAUAGAUGCAGUGGAGACAACACGUGGUACCAUCAAGUGCCAGCAUUUUGUAAAUUGUGCUGGAUUUUGGGCACGGAAUGUGGGUAAACUGAGUGAGCCAUAUGUCAAGGUACCACUCCAUCCAGUAGAACAUUAUUACUUACACACUAAACCUAUUGCUAAUUUAGAUCCAAUGAUACCCGUUAUACGCGACUUGGAUGGGUAUAUCUACUUUCGAGAGAACGAAGGGCGACUGUUGGCCGGUGGUUUCGAGCCGGUCGCGAAACCAGCAUUCGAAGAUGGCAUAAUUCCUGAGAGCAUGGAUAAGCGAUUCUUACCAGAAGAUUGGGAUCACUUUCAUAUUUUGCUGGAACAGAUUUUGCAUAGAAUGCCGAGUUUAGGGAACGCAGUUCUGGAGAGGCUCUGCAAUGGGCCUGAGGCAUUCUCUCCGGAUUGCAGAUGGAUCGUGGGAGAGGCGCCAGAAAUACGUAAUUACUACAUCGCCGCCGGAAUGAAAACGGUCGGAAUAUCCGCCGCCGGCGGAGUCGGUCGCGCAACGGCGGAAUUGAUAGUUAACGGCUCGACUUCGUUAGAUAUGUACGAGUUGGAUGUCUCGCGUUUCCUCGGCUUGCAUAACAAUCGCAAAUUUCUACGCGACCGAGUGCGAGAGGUACCUGGGAUGCACUACGGGCUACAGUAUCCGCACCACGAGUUCAAAACCGGAAGAAAUCUGAGAAUGUCGCCGAUUUAUCCAAAGCUCAGAGACGCGGGCGCCGUUUUCGGCCAGGUCAUGGGUUACGAGAGACCGUCCUGGUUUCAGCCGGACGAUGACUACGAUUUGGAGUUUCCCGAUGGUUUCCAGAGAUACAAAAUAGCGUAUACGAAUACCUUCGGUAAGCCACCUUGGUUCGACGCGGUCGCGCAAGAAUACGCUGCUUGCAGAGAAGCGAUCGGCUUAAGCGAUUAUUCCUCCUUUACCAAAAUCGACUUAUGGUCGAACGACACGGAAGUUGUGGAUUUGUUGCAAUAUUUGUGCUCGAAUGACGUGGAUGUGCCUGUGGGAAGUAUUAUUCACACCGGUAUGCAAAAUCACCGUGGCGGCUACGAGAACGAUUGUAGUUUAGCGCGAAUCGCACCGAAUCAUUACAUGAUGAUUGCACCAACUAUUCAACAAACGCGUUGUAAGAAUUGGAUCCACCGUCAUCUACCCGCGGACGGUUCUGUCGCCGUGUCCGACGUCACGUCGGCGUACACUGCAAUUUGCAUAAUGGGUCCGGCUACCAGGAAAUUGUUAACCGAAUUGACGGAUAUAGAUUUAAAUCCAAAAAACUUCCCGUUCUUUACAUUCAAGGAAUUAGACGUUGGACUUGCCAAUGGUAUUCGUACGAUGAAUUUAACGCACACUGGAGAACUUGGCUAUGUCCUGUAUAUUCCAAACGAGUUUGCACUGCACGUCUACACACGGCUGAUAGAGGCCGGAGCGAAAUACGGGGUGAAACAUGCUGGUUACUAUGCGACGAGAGCAUUACGCGUUGAGAAGUUUUACGCAUUUUGGGGACAAGAUUUGGAUACCUUCACUACUCCUUUAGAAUGUGGAAGAUCGUGGAGAGUAAAAUUCGAUAAGGAAGUUGACUUCAUAGGUAGAGAUGCUCUUUUGAGACAGCGUGAGCAAGGAGUCCAGCGCAAGUACGUGCAAUUACUGUUAAACGAUCACGAUCUCGAGUUUGAUACUUGGUGCUGGGGUGGCGAGCCUAUUUAUCGAAACGGAAGGCAUUGCGGAAUGACAACCACCACGGGUUACGGAUUUACGUUCAAAAAACAGGUGUGUCUUGGAUUUGUGCAGAAUUUCGAUUCGAAAGGUCAACCACAAGAGGUGACAAACGAGUACGUAUUAUCGGGCGAUUACGAAGUGAACGUCGCGGGUAUCAUGUACCCUGCAAAGUGUCACUUGCACAGUCCGAAUUUACCGACCAAAUUCCCCGAUAAAGAGAGAGACGCUUAUCACGCUACGCGCGACCAACAAUCUUUGUAAUCUCCCGUUUAGAAAUAAUAUUUCAAGUCUGUACAAACGAUGUAUAUAGCAAAAGAUUGAAUAAAUCGUUUAAUAAGUAUCACUCAAAAA